CUUCCUGACCUAAAUUGCGAAAACGAAAACAGGGGUUUCUUCAAGGUCUUUGCGAGAUCAUAGACAUAGACAGUUCAAAGUUAUAAGGAUGUAUGGGUUUGCUUGUUACAUGGACGAUAACCGAAGGAAAGUUUUGGUUCUGCCAAAAAAAUAUAAACAAUGGGUUAAAGAAUUUAACUAUCCAGUGGGCUUUGUGAAAGUGCGGACAACUAAUGGACAGGUGUUUGAAGUCAAGCAUAUCAAUCGUUUAUUUGUACAUCACAAGAUGGACAAUACCAUUCCAAACUAUCCAAUUGUUAUUAGAGGUCCUCGGAAGCAUAAAGUGUUUGUUCGAAUGGAUGUUAUUGACAAUCAGCUUUACAUAACAACUGGAUGGGAUCGGAUUAAGAAGAAAUUGUCAAUAACUGAUGAGCAUAUGCUUGUGUUUGAAAUGAUUGAUCUUCAUACUUUUGAUAUGUCCGUUUUCAAUUAUUCCAAGAAUGCUGAUUUAGUGUUGCCGCCGGAAUUAUAUGCUGCUGUUAAGGAAGAAGUCGUAGAAGAGGUUAUCAGUAUUUCUGAUGCUGAAGAUGCGGAUGGCGUUACUAAGGGCACAGAAGCGAAUAUGCUCGCUGUAACCACAAAUGACGAAACUAUUCCAGUAGUUUUCCGUGUGGACAAUCAUUUUCGCAUUAAAAAAGAUCUUGCUAAAAAAAUUGGCUUGGAUAGGAAUAGGAGUUUAAAGAUUGUAGAUGGUGAUGGUAAUGUUUGGGAUGUUCGAGUUGGUAUCGAGUCUCCGGAUGGUCGGUUUUACACAAAAACAUGAAUAAGUUUGUGAAGGAUAAAAAGAUGGUUCCUCGAGAAGAAUUUACCCUUAAGUUCAUCAUGGGUAAAGGUAUUUUCUUGUUUAACUAAUGGUUGUACGGCUGCUACAGUUAAUGUUAUGAUGUAUGGAAACAAUGUUUUUGGUUU
Molecule: messenger RNA, 948 nt
Organism: Helianthus annuus (common sunflower)
Lineage: Eukaryota; Viridiplantae; Streptophyta; Magnoliopsida; Asterales; Asteraceae
Exons: 5
Coding region: 89-802 (237 amino acids)
Source: RefSeq, a predicted model, not a curated record